This is a messenger RNA of Drosophila albomicans, 1661 nucleotides long. It is a transcript of the gene CAH3, whose product is annotated as carbonic anhydrase 2. The record is from RefSeq and is a predicted model, not a curated record. Gene Ontology annotation, cellular component: cytoplasm. NCBI's taxonomy places the organism in Eukaryota, Metazoa, Arthropoda, Insecta, Diptera, Drosophilidae. The transcript is spliced from 4 exons. Bases 783 to 1535 code for a protein of 250 amino acids. Gene Ontology annotation, molecular function: carbonate dehydratase activity; zinc ion binding.
CAAUUUUGUUGCUCUCAGUUUUUGUCAACACUGCGCUGUCCCUUGUCCUCGCUGAUCGAAUAUUUUUUUAAAAUCGGUUUUUUACACUGCGUACGCAUUUGUUAGCAGUGCGGUAAUAGUUGUUACGGUUCCGCAUGAUACAAAUGAUAUACACCAACAAAUAAAAAGGGAAAAUAACCGAAAAAACACCACUGAAAUAAAUCAAAUUAGGUGCGCGUGUGUGCUGAACAUCUUUUUUUUUGCAUUUGAAUACAUUAUUUUGUGGCCGUUUAAAGUUUUGUUGAAACAUUGGAACAUCGAGCGCAGGUCGCGACAAUUAAGUACAAAAGCAAAGGCAAAAGCAAAAGGCAAAUCAAAAUCAACAGGCAGCGAAACAGAAGCGGAAACAGAAGCGAAAGCGGAAACGCAAGUGCUAAAGAGUUGCUAGAGGAGAGGAGCAGCAAGGACAGACAGACGGACAGACAGACGGACGGACUUUAAGUCAGUGCCGUCGUCGCAUUAGGAACUUACACACGCCGGCGUCGAUCAGAACAGUCGCCAUCACGACGUCGCCGCCGCAAGCGCCGCCGCAGACAGCCGAGCAUUUGGAGGACGCCAGUGCUGGCGAUCGCGGGCGUGUCUACAAGCUGAGGAAGAAGAAAUACCUCAACAACGCCCACAUCACAUAGAUCAGGUCGAGCAUCGUCACGUCGUUGAAGUUGUUGUUCUUCUUCACAGUCUUGUGGAAGUGAAACGAAGAAGAACGUUCAGCAGCAGCAGGAGCAGCUUAAGAAGUCACAGCUAUGCCAGUGCAAUCGCCAAUCGAGAUCAGCAAUCGUGCCAUCGAGCAUAUCGACGAUGUCGAUCCACUCGAAUAUCAUGGCCACUGGGAGCCCGUUGGCGUUGCCCGCGUCCAAAACACUGGCACCUCGGCGAUGGUCACGUUCAGCAAACGCAAACAGCAGCCGUACAUCAUUGGCGGCGCCCUCGAUACGAAUAUGUAUGUGUUCGAGCAGCUGCAUUUCCAUUGGUCCGACUGCGAUGAGUCCGGCUGCGAGCACACGCUCGAGGGCAUGAAGUACUCGAUGGAGGCGCAUGCCGUUCACUACAAUGCCAAGUAUAAGGACUUUGCCGAGGCCAAAAACAAACCCGACGGUCUUGCGGUUGUUGCAUUCUUCAUUCAAGCCUGCGGCGACAAGGAUUGUCCCGAGUUCAAGAAGAUCACCGAGGGCAUUCGCAUUGUCCAAAAGAUACACACGAGCGCCUCCCUGGACUCGGAUUGCCUAUCUUGGAUUGGUCUGCAGGAGCUGAGCAAGCAUUAUUAUACCUACAAGGGAUCGCUGACCACGGCGCCGUACUUCGAGAGCGUCACGUGGAUCAUCUAUCGAACGCCCAUCUACGUUUCCCGCGGUCAGGUGAGCGUGUUUCGCAAUCUGCAAUCGUGUCCCAAGGACGAGUCCAAGAAGAUAGUCAACAAUUAUCGUGAGAUCCAAAGGCCGCACAAGGAUCCCGAAAUCUUUUUCGCCCGCAAUACAAACACCAAAUCCAAAUUAUGAUGUGCUUGCUAAUUUCUACUACCAAAAACUAAGAUGAAAAAGAAAACAAAACAAUCUAAUCCUUAAUCCUCACCAAAACACUCAACAACAACAACAACAACACUGCUGCAACAACAACAACAACAA